Molecule: messenger RNA, 1642 nt
Organism: Macadamia integrifolia
Lineage: Eukaryota; Viridiplantae; Streptophyta; Magnoliopsida; Proteales; Proteaceae
Exons: 2
Coding region: 370-1332 (320 amino acids)
Source: RefSeq, a predicted model, not a curated record
AGAGAGAGAGAGAGAGAGAAAUUUAAUAGAGAAGAAACACAGAAUGAGAAGAGUUUUAAAGAGAGAGAACCCAUGAAGAUUGUUACUAUUAGGCUUGAAUUUUGUUCUUUUCCAUUUGGUUUUUAAUUCUCCUUUAUUUCUCUCCCUUUCUGUUCAUUAAACAAUGAAAAUGGCAGAUUCCCAAUCAUCCUUUCCCCUCUAUAGGAAACACCCAUCAUUGCUUCCAGCCAUCCUUUUUUGCCAUGGAAACCUGAGCUUUUAAGUAAUUCCCUUCUUCUUUUCCUCUUCUUCUUUGUUCUUUCAAUUUAAAUAUCUCUCCUUUAUCAUCUUCUCUCCAAUACCUUAUUCCCCUCUCAUUACUUUCAUACGAUGGAUCCUUCAUCCACCACAACCUCUGUCAAUGGCUUCUACUCGUUCCUCACUCGUGGUAUUGAUGAUCUUGAACGAUCUUUCCUCACCACUAACUUCAUGUCAAUUCAAUUCCUUCAAAGGGUUCUCUCCUUAAUUCGAUCCUUCCAUACCCAAUUAACAAUUCUAGUUCAGAAGCUUCAUUUACCUGUGGGAGAAAAAUGGCUGGACGAGUACAUGGAUGAAAGCUCAAGGCUUUGGGAGGCCUGUCAUGUCCUCAAGUCAGGAAUCUCAGGCAUGGAGAAUUACUAUUCUGCAGAAGCUGAGAUUGCUUCAACCCUCGAAGGUCAUCGUAAUCUGACCCCGCAGCUCUUUCGUCAGAUUAACAGGGUAAUCUCGGGCAGUCGCAGAGAGGUUGUGGGUUUGGAAGAAGAGAACAGGGCUUUACUGGAGAACAGAAUCCAAACCCUGUCUCUCAUGUUGGAUGAGAAAGUCUCGAUUGAAUCCAGGCUCAAUGGGUUCUAUGGUUUCCGUGCCGUUCUCUAUGCAAUGAAGAACGUGAGCUCACUUCUUCUGAUGAUCUUGCUUUGUGGAUUGGUUUAUUGUUGGCCGGAAUCAAGUUUCAGACGAGGAGGUUACGAGGGUUGCUUGUUCUUUGGAUCGGCUUUCAUGAUGUCCAUGUCAAGGUUACAGCAGAGAGUAGCAACUGAGAUCAAUCGGAUCGAUGGGAGACCUGGGAUCCUUCUGUACGAGUUCAGGAGGGCAAGGAUAGCCAUGGAUGAACUAAGAGCAGAACUUGAAAGGAGGGCUAGUCAGGGAGACUGUGAAUCUGAGGUUGGAAUCCGGGAGAGGGUGGAGAACUUAAAGGGCUGUUUUGGGGUUUUGAGAUCUGGGGUUGAAAGCAUCAUUGGGCAGCUUGAUGAUUUCUUUGAUGAGAUUGUUGAAGGAAGGAAGAAGCUUUCAGACAUUUGCAGUCACAGGUAGUGAGCUAGUGAGACUAUGAGAGAGAGAGAGAGAGAGAGAGAGAGAGAGAGAGAAAUGUUAAAUAGAAACUGUGAACAAGAAGAAGAAACAGUUGUUGGGGUGGUUGAUCUGUUAGCGACUCUGUUUCCUUAUUUUUUGCAUCUACUUUUUCUUGUUUUCUCUUUGUUUGCAGCUACUACAGUUGAAAGAUUUUGAAGAUGUUUAGGGAAGCUUUUUUUGCUUUUUUUGGGAUGAAGAACACUCUGAAGGAGAGAAAUUUUAGGGAAGAAGUUUUUAAAUAAAAAUGUGGUAUGAAUUCCAUGCAAAGUAA